GAACACUCCGAGACAGGUUCUCGUCGCGCGCCGGCCGCAGUACCGUCCUACGGUUUGUGCAAGAACAACUGUUCUUCCGCUUGUUCCGCAUCUUGCCAUGGUACCCGACUCACUCGCCGUCUCGACAAUUUCCGUCUGAAUUCUUUUUUUUCCCGAUUUUUUCGCGCGAUCGCGCAUCUGACUCGCUUCUCGAGAGAUUCUCUCUCGUUCGUCCUCUCGAUCCAAAAACAUUCACGCGCGAGCGGUGAACGAUUGAUAUAUUCGUCAUAAAUUGUGGGACAAAAAUGAUGUGAUCGCGAGGCACUCGAUCUCGAAACAGACAUGUUUUCCGACGAUCCUCAGAAGAUCCUCGAAAGAUAGACAGGAUGUUUGAUAAGGACGCGAAGGGGUUGAACGCUGGCACUGCACGCGAUAUUACUGGGUGACAUCGUUAAGAAAGGCGCGAUACGGUGAUUGAGGUGAUCGAUACGAGCACAGUCGCGGUAGAAAUAUGUGACGGUCGUGUUCGUGUGCCUCUGAUUUUCUCUGUCGGAGUUUUGAAAUAUUCCUUUGAAAAGGGACGAAUCUCUUCUUACGCGAAGGAUCUUGAAGAUCCGCGACUAAAUACCAUUUGCUCCAAUUUCCGUGUUAAUUUUACAAGAGUUUUCGUGUUAAUUAUCCGAAACUGUACGCGAAUCGAAUAGCUUUUAAUCGUUGUAUCUGUAUCCUUAUCAGUUUUUCUUUUUACCCGCGUUAAUAUUUUCACAAUUAAUGAUUUCAUUAUUAAAGUCGAUGCGCAUGCGUCGCAAGAUCUAAAGAUACUCGCAAAAUUAGAUUUUUUUUUUCGCAUUAAACGUUUGGAAUUUUUUAAUAAUUCAUUCUUAUUUUUACCUGCGAUUACAUUUGUCCCUGCAUUAUAAUUCGUUCAUCGAUUGUCAAUCUGUUAAGCAAUAUCCGCGAUCAAAGGGGGAUUUAUUUUUGAAAUAAUUAUUCAAAGAUUUUAAUUUUUUUAUCAGUUAAUUAUUAAGAUAAUUAUUAUCAUUAUUAAUUUUAUAUUUCCGGAUUGUUGAGUUUUUACAGAUUUUAACACAGCUGUUAUUUUCGCGAUUUAAAACGCACAUUUUAAGUUUAAGACAAGAUCCCAAGUACGGAAAGACUUAUGUGUGACAAUAAAGAAAGUACUAAAGCUUCAGCGAUCACAUAGGUUCGCUUCGCCGUGUUUAGCGAGGACAAUUUCGAGAGUGAAGUAAUUGUUCGGACUUGAAUGCAAUUUGUUUUUCGUUGCGAGGUGAAAAUAUCAGUGAAAAAGAAAUUACGUGACAUGCGUUGUAUUCAACAUGAAAUAUCAACUACGACGAUACAAGUAACAAUAAUAUAAGCGACGACAAUCCAAAUAGUAACAAGCACUACAAACAACGGCUACAAAUUAAGUCGCGAUAUUAAAUAAACGGUAGAUGUUUGAGUGUUAUUCUCCUACGAGAGAGAACGAUAUAAAACUGACACAAUACGGACUUCUGUGUGUUAAUUAUUAACUGUGAAUAAGAGAGAUCCAAUUUUUGCGCAUGUGUGUGUAUGGGGACAUGUGUGAUACGCGAUUAUACGCGACGGAGUACAGUGUUUUGCAAUGAGAUCGGACAAGUCAACGUGGGAUUUAAGCGUCGCUAAUUAUCCUUGGAACUGUCGUAUAAUUGUCGCUAAUUAAUCGGCGCGACCCUUCGCGCUUCUCACCUCCGUGCUGGAUUCUCCAGUGUGAAUUUCACGCUUCCGCCGUCGCGAGCUUACAGGCGAAAAUAAUGAAGUGGCUCUGGAUAAUCGUCUUAGUAGCUCUGGCCCUGCCGGCUGCCGUGCCACGAAAAAUCCACAGAAGCAAGCCCACGCCACGAUUGUAUGGCGACAGUGUCUCCGUCGAUUUAAUAAGGACCAGCAGCAGCAAGGUACGGCAGAAGAUCGUGGACACACACAAUUACUUUCGCACGCAGGUCGAGCCAACUGCCGCCAACAUGCUCGUCAUGAAAUGGCAUUCAGGCUUAGCGAAGGCGGCGCAGAGAUGGGCCGAUCGUUGCCUCGGUUUGGUGCACGACAACGCGACCGGCCUAUACCUGGACGGCUUCGGUCAGAGCGGGCAAAACAUUUUCAUCAGCACCGGUCGUACACUCUGGAACUUCCCCAUCAGAAUGUGGUACAUGGAGUACAAGGACUUCAAGUAUGGGCCGAAUACGACGAACGAGAUCCACGAGAUCGGCCAUUACACGCAGGUGGUGUGGGCGACGACGCAUCUGGUCGGAUGCGGGGUGAGCCACUGCACCGGUGGCAAGGGCCCACUCGGCAAGGACUUCUACAUGUAUGUCUGCAAUUAUGCUCCGAGCGGGAACUAUAGGGGUCGUCUGGGCCUGCCCUACGUGGCCGGUAAGCCAUGCAGCAUGUGCAAGGACCACUGCACGCGGGGCAAGCUCUGCACGAACGCCUGCUACCACGUCGAUCUGUGGUCGAACUGCGCCGAGCUGGUCAGGACGUUGGGCUCGUGGGUGUGCGAGACGGACACCAAGGAGGGCCGGGAACGCCGGAAGUUCUGCGGCGCCACGUGCAACUGCAAGGACAAGAUCUACUAUCAUCACGGGUAGGGGCGUCCACGUUGUACGGGUCCACGUCGCGCACGUUGCAUGAAUAAUUUAUAAUCGCAAAACUAAGCUCACAGACCGUGAUGGUGAUGGUGGUGGUGUGUGCGACGACGGCUAAACGGCGGCGGAUCGUUUGACGGGGAAGGCGGGGAUCAUCGCGUUGCUUUAUUGAUGAGCUCGUUUGUUUAGUGAUGAGACUGAAGGAAACGUUUUGAGCUUUGGUCUCUCCGUCGGGAGCGGACGGGAUAAACGGGAUAAUAUGGAAAUGGAUGGUAGAGGAUGAAGUGAUUGCGGAAUUCGCCGAGUGCGCUCUCCGAAUCUCUGGCAUCUGGAUUUUACCCGGGAGGAGGGAUGAAUCGAACGGAUCGAUAGAUUCUACGCCGCGACGAUUUAACGAUUCCGCCGUACGAUCUCUCGAUUCUACGUAAAUACCAGAGAUUCUGAGAAUAUAAGAUUCUUGCUGUAUACGAUCCGCGAAUUCUAGGGUUUCACGGUCCUCGAGUGCUCGGGAUCCACCAAGGCUUCAUGAAUUACCAGUGAAAAAGUCGGCUCUGUUUAUCUUUUAAGGUUUUCAGCAAAUUCAUCGCAUAACGUUUUAACAUGAAGUAAAAAAUAAGUUUGCAAGCAAUUGCAUAUAUAAUAUUUUUAAUGUGCUAAAAUAUUAUUUUUAAUCUAACAUUUAUUUUGUUUAUGUGUGUGUUUGCUUUACAUUUCGUUCAGUAGAAAAACAGAUUGAGGAAGCUUGAAUAGUUCGAGAAACAGAUCGAUUUUAUAUCACAAUGAGUGCUUCACCUGCUUAACAUCAGAAUGAAAAUGUAAGGAAAUUAUUCGAUCCUCUAUACACAUACGCACACGCCUGUGACAUUACACUCUGAAAGGAAAAUAAAUAAUUUCGUAAUUAAUAUGUUUGCCAUUAGACAAACUUUCAAGGAAUUGAGUUUUGAAAAUUUUUUUAACACUCUUGCGUUCCAUCACCAACGCUUUAACUCUUUAUAAAAAUAAAGAAUUUUUAUUACGUUAUAUGGGCAAGAUAAUUUUUUAAAAAUAACUUUCAAAAAUAUACAUAUAAAUAAUUCCUGCAAAAAAAUCCUUUAUAAUAAUUUUCGUGUCUUCUGCAUUCUUAAAUAAAAAUUACAGCAUCUUGUACUGAUGGAUUCUCAAAUUUCAUGAUGAGAGCUAUUCUUGGUAUUUUAAAAAAUGCAUCAGUUGAUUAGAUAAAUGAUCGAAAAAUUCAUAAAAGCAUUAGGCUAAUUCGAUUUUGCAAAUCUGGUCGUGAAAUAUACAGUUGCAGCAUAUGACAAUUCUUGUAUGAAAAAAAAAAACGAUAUAACUUUGAAAUAUUAUAAGAAUUGUAAAUAAAUCCAUUGGGUUACACAUAUCGAAACUGACAAUUGCUAUAUACGAUAGAUGUAUCUUUAACUUUAGUUAAUUGUUAAGAAAAGCCACACAUGUAAAAAAUUAAGGUAAGCGUCAAAGGAACAGUCGAUGUUUCAUGUCGUGAUGUAACGAUGAAACUGUUUUUCGUUAGUAUAACUAUCAUUAAAAUACACUGUUAUUUUUAUCCUAUAGAUUUAAGAAUAGAGCGUAUAUUCGCACAGCGCGGUAUCGAAUGGGGUUAAAUCGAGGUUGCAACGUUAACUCUUUACCGCUUAAAUUCUAUUACAAUUAAAAAUGUAUUUAAUCGUGUAAUAAAUUUAACAAAUAUAUUUAUUUGUGGAUUGAAUUUUUUUAUAGAGAUAUGUUAAAUAGAUAUAUUUGAUUACAAUUGGAAAUAUAUGCACGACCAAUGUAUGUGUAGCCUUGAGUGUGUUUUAGAGAAACGUAAUUCUUUCUUGUGAGAGAGAAAAAAUUUGUGAGACCACAUAUCGUACGACAAAAAUGUAUUUUUAACGCCGUGACAAAUAUAAUCUAAUGUUUAUUAUAUUCUCUUUCUCUCUCUCUCUCUCUUUUGAAACUGAGAGAUUAAAAAAAAAAUUAAAAUUAUUUAUAAAAGUGCAAAGAAAUUUAAUCGAGCAACCGAAACAAAGGUUCUAAAUAUUAAUGAAAUAUUGCGGAUAUUUACAUAAAUAUAUAAUAAUUUAAUUGAAUCUUGAAGAGGGUAAUCUGCAUCAAACAGUUUGAUGAAGAAUCGUUGUCGUUAUUUUUUUAUAGAAAAUAUAGAGAUAUUUGGUAUAUCGCGGAGUAUAUAUAUAUAUAUUUAUCCUGUAUGUAACAUACACAUAGAAUGCGCGGUAAAGAGUUAAAUAUAAAUGGUAAAUAGUAAGAGAUGUAAUAAAUAAUACAAGUUGAGAAAGAAACAAUAUACGUGUGACGUAUGGCGAGCGUGAUCGAUGAUAAUAUUAGGUACUUAAUUGUCGAUAAUUAAGGAGUUCGUUAAAGGGAUAUAACAGUAAAUGUAAUUAACGAUAACAGCUCCAGAUAAAAUGUUCAAACUGUAAUAUCUUUUGUCCACUUACACAAUAAAUAUCCUGUAAAUAUUA
Messenger RNA from Formica exsecta, 5077 nucleotides. RefSeq names its product cysteine-rich venom protein pseudechetoxin-like. The transcript has 6 exons. The coding region runs from base 1773 to 2600 and encodes 275 amino acids. NCBI's taxonomy places the organism in Eukaryota, Metazoa, Arthropoda, Insecta, Hymenoptera, Formicidae. The record is from RefSeq and is a predicted model, not a curated record. Gene Ontology annotation, cellular component: extracellular region.